GCAAAUCUGUAACCGCCGUCAGGUUCUUGUAAUGGAGGCAGGUUUCGAUAUGACACAGAUUUCAACUAUGUACUUCCAAACAACUGGAUUUUAUGAAUAGAUCUGUAUGUUUUUAUUGUUUUCGGGAUACGAGACAUACAGGCCGUCAUUGAAAUUAUUAUUAAUCACCUGAUUGUGUCGUUUGACGACAGGUCGUGUGUAUAACCGAUCCCGGUUUAGGAAACAAGGUUGGAGGUGAAAGCAGGGAUCGACCAACUGACCAGCCGGGAUGGGGAAGAUCUUGUCAAAGGUGUUCGGCAACAAGGAGAUGAGAAUACUCAUGUUGGGGCUCGAUGCAGCAGGAAAAACUACUGUGCUAUACAAGUUGAAGUUAGGCCAGUCAGUUACAACCAUCCCAACAGUGGGCUUCAACGUGGAGCAAGUCAACUACAAGAAUGUCAAGUUCAGUGUCUGGGACGUUGGGGGGCAGGACAAGAUUCGACCUUUAUGGCGGCACUACUUCACAGGAACACAAGGUCUCAUUUUCGUAGUGGACUGUGCUGACCGGGACCGUAUUGUCGAGGCAAGACAGGAGCUGCAUCGCAUCAUCAAUGAUCGCGAGAUGAGAGAUGUGAUUAUUCUGAUAUUUGCUAACAAACAGGAUCUCCCAGAUGCUAUGAAGCCACAUGAAAUUCAAGAGAAGCUAGGAUUAACGAGAAUACGUGACCGCAACUGGUAUGUUCAGCCGGCUUGUGCAACAACGGGUGACGGACUCUAUGAGGGCCUAACGUGGCUCACUUCCAACCACAAGUCUUGAUUGAGGCUGGGCUACAUAGCACCAGUCUGUUUUAUAUCACAAACUCUGCAAAACAUACUGACUAAACAGAGUGGACAGAGACACAGUAGUGGGCCAGCUCUGGACACUCAUGCAAGUGACCUGUGUAUAGACACUGACAGUGACAACCUUCAAGCUUGACUCGGCUUGUGCAGGCUUGUCACAAGGGAUUUAUUUCUGGUUUUUUUACGGUGCUUCAUUUGAUCCUGUAAAAAGUGUUGAAAGGGGCCAGAGUGUAUAUUUUGCAAGUAGACUUUUUGUAUACUUCCGACUUAUUUGCCUCUCUGUACAGUUAGAAUGCAUGUGGCCAUGUGGGCACGUACCCAGCGCUGUAGUCAGACUGCAUGGUUUCUCUAAUUCUCCCAGAUAGUGACAUAGUUGGCCCACGAUGUCCAUAUCACUCAUGUUACUCUCAUAUAUUUAUUCGUUGCGUCGUCCUGUUGGGAAAGACGAUCCUGCCAUGGAAUGUGAAGACGAUGAUGCAGCAUGGCCUGGUGUGUAUCACCUCUGACAUAUCGCUACACAAACUUCUUCACUUUUUUAUUGGUCAGGAAAGAGUUUUGUAUUAUGUUUUUUGUGUGAAAUUAUCAGAUUCAUUGAGAUCUCAUCCGCUGAAAAACUAUACAAGGCUUGGAGGGGAAUCAGCACAAUUCUACCCGCAGCAGAUGUCUCAUAUAUACUCAUGUCACCGUUACAAGAAGACUGUGUGUGAAUCACUGGUUUAUUGUUUGUAAUUCAGAACCAACUCAGCUAUCUGUCAGUUCUGGACACACAAGAACUUUACUGUAUAUAAGAAAUUUUAGAGAUUAUUUUGUGUUUUUCACUUGUAAAGAAUACUGUUUAGGUUCACCUACAAGUAAUUAGUACUGGCUGUCUGAUUCUGUCUGUGAAGAAUAAAGACAGUCAUCAAGAGUAUCCAGAUUUCAGCAGAAGCUUGUGAUGCAAGGUUAGCCCAGGACCUUCUUGAUGUCAAGGUAUAUGCUGAAAAUACAUUUCAAAUAUCUAAUGUGUCUUACAAUUGUUAAGAAUGGAGUAAACGUGAAGGUAAAUAAUA
This is a messenger RNA of Haliotis rubra (blacklip abalone), 1868 nucleotides long. RefSeq names its product ADP-ribosylation factor 6. The record is from RefSeq and is a predicted model, not a curated record. Gene Ontology annotation, molecular function: GTPase activity; GTP binding. Lineage: Eukaryota; Metazoa; Mollusca; Gastropoda; Lepetellida; Haliotidae. The transcript is spliced from 5 exons. Gene Ontology annotation, biological process: intracellular protein transport; vesicle-mediated transport. Gene Ontology annotation, cellular component: cytoplasm. The coding region runs from base 269 to 796 and encodes 175 amino acids.